Messenger RNA from Vespa velutina, 4867 nucleotides. RefSeq names its product discoidin domain-containing receptor 2 (gene Ddr). The transcript has 16 exons. Gene Ontology annotation, biological process: cell surface receptor protein tyrosine kinase signaling pathway; multicellular organism development; positive regulation of kinase activity. NCBI's taxonomy places the organism in Eukaryota, Metazoa, Arthropoda, Insecta, Hymenoptera, Vespidae. The record is from RefSeq and is a predicted model, not a curated record. Gene Ontology annotation, molecular function: collagen binding; protein tyrosine kinase collagen receptor activity; ATP binding. Gene Ontology annotation, cellular component: signaling receptor complex. Bases 1510 to 4038 code for a protein of 842 amino acids.
AAAAGCUACGAAUGACAUUGAUCGGUCUAAACGAGACAAUUCGUUUGCGGUUCACGUACGAUACGCAAUUGUCAUUGGUUUUUAAUAAAUGAAAAUUAAUCUUUUUAUAAUGAAUUAACGUUAACGUUUAAUCAACCAUCAAUCUAAAUCUAAAUCUAAAAGUUUAUAUCCAAAAUGCGAUAUCCAUUUUAUAAUUGGAGUUGUCGAUCGAGGUCAAUCGAAAAAAAUUCUGGAUAUAUAUAUAUAUAUAUAUAAAUCUUUUGUUUGUGGUUGUAUCGAAUGACCAUAUUUUCAUUAACGAGAAGGACUAUAAAUUAGGAAGCGUAUGUGCCACCUAUAGCAGGUGCAUUCAAUUAGAUAGCCUUUGCUGGAGUUACAUAUCGUGAGGAUGGGUUACCGGAGCCGUAGGCAAACGGGUACAGGAGGCAGCCACAACGCGGCACGGAUCCGAGCGAGAGAGAGGGAGAAAGAGAGAGAGAGAGAGAGAGAGAGAGAGAGAAGAAGAGAGAGAGAGAGAGAAAGCACACGUAAUAGAAGAUAGGGUGAGGAUACGCGUUCGUGUAUAGACGUGUUUGUGUGUACGUGUGUACUCGAGAGAGAGAGAUAGAGAGAGAGAUAGAGAGAGAGAGAGAGAGAAAGGAAUACGAAGCAUAGACAGAGGGGUGAGCGGAAGGUGGAACGAGCUCGACUCCUACAAAUUACCUCCAAUUUCGUGUAAAUUCCUGGUGCCUGCGUCAGCGUAAUACCUGUAUUAGGACGCCCAGCUCCGGCUCUUAGACGGCAAUAAAUCUGUAUUAGGGCGAGUCGCAGCUCCUAUUCGCAAAACGGGCUACCUGGUACGACGUGACUGGUUAAUUUUUCAGAGAUACGAUUUGUCCGAUACUACUACCCUCGAAUACCCCUUUCGACUUACCAUCGUGUUAUAUAUCUUUCUCCGAAACGAAACCUUAUUCUCCUUGUUGUCCUUGAUUAUGAAAAAAGGGAAAAAGAUUCGAUCAAUAAAAAUGAUUAAGAUCGCUAACGGGCAUUGCCUGUAUUUGACACCAUAAACGGUUUUCCUUUUUUCCGUAACUAUAGCGAUCGGCAAUGGACUACUGUAAAAAGUCUCUGUGUCAAUGUAUAAGAGAGAAAGAGAAAGAGGGGAAAUAUGAGAAAGAUAUAUAACCAGAGAGAGAGAGAGAGCCAAAGAGAACACCGAAGAAAAGAAGAUAAGAAAACUUUAGAACGGUAGUUGGAGGAUUGGAGGGGUUAGGGGGAAGAAAAAAGGAAAAAAGAAGAAAGAGAGAAAAAGAAAAGAAAAGAAAUAGAUCUGUACAAGGCACGAGGGAGAAAAAAACGCGUGAAGCUAUAACAAGUGAAGGAAGGUAGAAAAAGAGAAUGAGAGAGAAAGAGAGAGAGAGGGAUACAGGAAGUAGUAGCGUGACGAGUGGUGAAAGUGAGAGGCAAAUGAAAGAGGAAGAAUACUGAUUACGACAGGACAAAGGAGGUGGUGCGUGGUGUCCAAAGAAUAUGGUAACGAAGGAAGGCAAGGAGUAUCUCGAAGUGAACCUUCAUAGUCCUCGCGUGCUUAUGUCGGUCAGGACUCAAGGUAGAUUCGGAAAUGGUCAUGGCGUUGAGUAUACAGAGGAAUACUUCGUCGAGUAUUGGCGACCUGGGUUCAACAAGUGGGUGCGAUGGAGAAAUCGACGUGGCACUGAGCUUCUGGCGGGUAACAACAAUCCGUACACAGAGAAAGAACAGAUCUUCGAUCCCGCCAUUGUAGCAACGAAAAUCCGUUUCAUACCUUAUACCUCUCAUAUGCGCAUGGUGUGCAUGCGCGUCGAGCUUUAUGGUUGUCCAUGGAUCGAGGGUCUGGUCUCGUAUUCCAUGCCCCAAGGAAUAAAGAGGGGUUCGGAGGUUGACCUUUCCGAUAGAACAUACGACGGCAGCGAGGAAGGAGGUUACCUCUCCGGGGGACUUGGUCAACUUGUCGACGGCCAGAAAGGUCCUGACAACUUCAGAUUGGACAUCAGCGGGAACGGGAAAGGAUACGAAUGGGUUGGAUGGAAGAACGACACGCCAAAUAUGUUGGGCAAACCAGUUGAGAUAACGUUUGAGUUCGAUUACUCAAGAAACUUCACUGCCAUACACCUGCACAUGAACAAUUAUUUCACCAAGGACGUACAGGUAUUCUCCUACGCGAAGGUUUAUCUCGGCGUCGGUGGAAACCAGUUUAACGGGGAACCUGUCCAUUUCUCUUACAUACCAGACCUGGUGUUGGAGCAAGCCCGCGAGGUUACUAUAAAGCUUCACUCGCGUGCCGCUCGCUUUCUCAAGCUUCAACUAUAUUUCGCGGCACGGUGGAUCAUGCUCAGCGAAGUAAUCUUCGAAUCAGUUCUUUCGGAAUGGAACAACACUGACGACGAGGAAGCAAAGAACAAAAGUUCCAUUGUACUAGCGACUGGCAGCCCCUAUCAGAAUAACGAGGGUCCGUUGCAAAGGGACGAAGUGAAGGCCACUUUUAAUAAGGAGGAAAACAACGAUAACGCCUUUCCAGAUAAGAAACAAGAGCCUGAGACAAAACAAUUUGUCGGUUUGGUCAUUGGAUUAUUAACAACGGUGAUCAUAAUGCUACUUGCCGCCAUCAUGUUUAUAUUCUAUCGAAAUCGUAGAUUGAAGGCUGCUCUUGCACCGCCAACAUUUUACGAUCAACAAGCCGAUCUCAAGGUUUCAGUACAGGAAGAGAGCGAGGACAAGGGACCAAUUUGCCCCCCUCUACCGGCCCAAUAUCAUCCCUCUGCCUAUAAUACGACGACGCAGCUUCAUGAGACCAUCGGCAAUUAUACAGGUGUUACCGAGGUGCAACCAGUCGUUCCACUCUUACUGAAUACACCAAUCGAGCAACUCGCCAGGCCAAUCCCAACGGUUCAAGAAUAUCCAGCCAAUAAUCCUCCACCUAUACCACCCCCACCGGAAAAGUAUUAUGCCAGUACAGAGAUCUGUAAGAGCCCUUUACCACCUUUACCACCGUCCCCAACGCCAAGCACACCGGCAGCUAUGAGUGCGAAAGCGUCGAGUAGCCUGACGAGUUACAGUGCUGAGGACACACUUACCGAGGAAGAGGAUGAAACGGCAGAGUGCAUCCUGGACUUCCCACGGGAGAAGCUCAACAUAGUCGAGAAUCUCGGAUGUGGAUACUUCGGUGACGUACAUCUUUGCGAGGUCGACAGGUUUCCCGGAUACGAUGACGUCUUCAGGAACACCGACAGCGACCUAGUCGUCGUUAAAUCUUUGAAGCCAGGAUCGUCAAAUGCUCUUAGGAUAGAAUUUCAACAGGAAGCAAAGAGAUUGGCACGUCUGAAUGAUCGGAACGUUGGCCGGUUACUUGGUGCCAGUCUUGAAAACGAUCCCAUGUGUAUCGUAUUGGAAAAUGGCGCGUAUGGGGAUUUGAAUCAGUAUCUCCAAAGUCACAUAGCCGAAACUUCAACUGUGCACACUGCCAAGACACUAAGUUUCGGCACGUUGGUUUACAUGGCCACACAAAUAGCAUCUGGCAUGAAGUACUUGGAGGAAAUGGACUUCGUGCAUCGGGAUCUAGCCACAAGGAAUUGUCUGGUAUGUCAAAAUUAUACCAUCAAGAUAUCCGAUUUAGGUUCAGGAAGGAGCGCAUACGCGGCCGAUUAUUUCCGAAUCGAAGGUCGGCCACCAUUACCCAUAAGAUGGAUGGCUUGGGAAUCUAUGUUAAUGGGAAGGCACACGUCGAAGAGCGACGUCUGGGCGUUCGCUGUCACGCUCUGGGAAAUUUUAACCUUUGCCAGGGAGCAACCCUUUGAAGAACUUCCGGAUCAUCGGGUGGUCGAGAAUGCGACGUAUUUUUACCAAGAGGACGAGAGACGAAUGAUACUUCCACUUCCGAAGAACUGUCCUAAGGAGAUCUACGAGCUGAUGCGUGAAUGUUGGCAACGUAAUGACGUAGAUCGGCCAAACUUCCGUGAGAUACAUCUAUUCCUACAAAGAAAAAAUCUUGGUUACAAGCCGAACACAUCCAACGACACUUGAUAUCGAGAAUUGGAAGGCUGGAACCUGAUCCGGCUUUCUAUGAUUGGCGAGCUCAACGGAAAUUGGUGGAACUGUCCCUCAUCGACCAACUUAGAACAAAUCGGUCCGAGUUAGUAGCCGAAUUAAAAAGAGAGAGAGAGAGAGAGAAAGACAGUGAGAAAGACAGGGAGAGAGAGAGAGAGAGAGAGAGAGAAAGAGAGUGUUUGGUGAAGGAUGCUUUAGGUUUAACGAGCCAUGAAUCGGCCCUUCCGGUAACGGCCUUCUAAUUGCAAAAACUUGUAGGCUUUCACGGUCUAAGGGCUAAUCGAGGGAAAACAAAAAAAAAAAAAGAAAAAGGAAAAAAAGAAAGAAAGAAAGGAAAUAAAACAGGUGACGGAAAAAAAACGUAACGUAAUUACUUUUACCGUUCUCUAUUGAAUUAUUGCCAAUUGGAAGUCCCAAAAUUUACGAGAAAUAUAUAUAUAUAUAUAUAUAUAUGACCCAAGCGAAACGUUGAGAAGGGAUCAGAUGAAAGGAAUAUAAUCUCAAGUGAAAAAGUAAAAGACGAAGAACGAAUGUCAAGCGAACAGCUUCGUCUUUUGCUUUACUUUCCUUUUUUGCUUUUCUUUUUUCUUUUUCUUUUCUUUUCUUUUUUCUUUCUUUUUGCUUGUCUCUUCACUUUCCAGUCUACAUAGUUCUUAUGAAAACGAAUCGUGAAGAUGAACUCACACAUACCAAGAUGAGGAGUUUUGCAUUUACCAAAUUGCUACCGAGGUCAUUGGACUGACGCAAUAUAUGUGAAAAAUUUGGAAUGAUCUUUUGGAUCAAAAGUUUACUGUUGCCGUUACUU